AACAUCCAGAUCGGGGUUAGCUGCCGAGGAAAACUCAACAGGGAGGGCUGAGGGACACUCACGGGGGUCUGAGGAAGGGCGGGGCACGUGCAAAACUGAAAAGAGCCCGGGGCUUGGAAUCUAAAGGUAUCGGUUUGUCUCGACAUGUGCCAUGGGGGUAAUCACUUUCCCUCUCAGUCUUUUUCUUCUUCUGCAAACGAAGGGUAAUAAUAGCUGGCACGUAGAUUACGCUUUAAGGUUUAACAAUGGACUUUAUGCACUAUCUCAUUUGAUCACAACAGCUUUGUGAAAUAGGCGCUACUAUUAUUCCCAUUUUACGGAUGAGGAAACUAAGGCUGAGAGGGAUUAAGUGACUUGCUCAAAAUCACACUGCACUUACGUAUUGGAGGCAGGAUUUGAACUCAGAUUUUUCACUCAACUGUUAUCCACGAUCACCUGGCUCUGACUAGUUAAUGGGGUCGUUGUGAGGAAAACUGAGUAAUUGCGGCUUAUGGUCAGUCUUCUCGAUCCCUGCUUGCAAGGGUGGAGGAAGUAGAAGGGGAUCCACAGGAUGGGGAUUUAUGUUCGAUUUGCCUUUGGAGACUGGUGUCCCUGGGUUAUGUGGGCUGCUGCUGAUGGCUCAGGAGGAAUCCUCCCUCCAACGCCCCCAAGCCUCACACUUGGGACUUGGAAAAACUGUAGGGAUGGUAAGGGUAGGGCCGGAUAGAGAAAGCGAGAGACUCGGUACCAGCCGGAGCAGUCUCCAUUUCCCUAGCGCUUUAAAUCUGACAGAGCGAUUGACAAAUGUAUCUCAUGGCGAUGGGACCAGCCCACUGACACCCAAUUAGUGUCAGAGCCACGAUUUUGAACCGGGUCCUCUGGCACUGAAUCCAAGGUUUCCGCUACCGCAAACUUCCAGUGCCUGGGAGUGGAAGGAGGAGGGGGAUUUCGCAGGUCCAGCUGCCACCUCCGCCCCCGAACUCAGCCGCGCCCAGUUUGACGGUCUGUCCCGGGAAACUUUUUAGCCUCCUCUACCUCCAGAGCUGUCAUAUUGGGAGCUCUAAGGGCGAAGGAGGACCUGGCUCUCCCCAAAAACCGAAACAAUUGAUAGACCAUCCUGCUCUCCCAAAAGAGGGGAUCUCCAGGGUUGAUGACCUCAGGGUCAGAGGGCAACACUUGCGAAGCCCAGAGAGGGCUACAGACCCCUGACUAAUGACACCCGCACCCACAGUGGACUGACCGGCCUCCACCCCGCAGCUUCCUCGGGCCUCGGCCCCGCCCAGUCUGGUGAUUGGCUACUGUCCCCCUGCUGAUUUGAAUGAACCAUUCAGAUCUCCACUAGGGGCUCUAGAACCCUACCCAUUUAACUCCUUCACUGCCGCGAGGCGGUUGGUAUAAGUGGAAAAGAAGCGCUAGGUUCCCAAAGGGCAGCCAGACUUAAGUUGUUGGCAGGCCGUGUCAAAGUCCGGGUGUAGCCCCAAGAGUGAGCCCCUGAUUCCUUGGAUUCUACGGGGGCUCCGGGAGCUACCGAGUCGGCGUUGGGGCGACGAUGGAGGCGGAGAAAAGGUCCCCGAAGCCCCACCCCGAAUUAGGGCCCUAGGCUCCUGAACCCCGCCGAGCCCAACAGGGAGCCCCGCGCCUCGAAAUGAUCUGCGCUCUAGCGGGGGCCACGGGGGCCGCCCCCCUCCAAGUUCCGGGCAAAACGGAAUCGAGAGAAAGCCCACGGAGCUGAAGGAAAAGGCGGAAGGUCACGGCCUCGGGUUCGGUCCGGGCUCCGGGUCCGGUUAGUAAGUGACGGACCCGCCCAAAGGGCGGCGACUCUCAGGCCCGGUUGUGGCUGAGCCCUGGAUUCCGAGGUCGAGACACAAUUUAUUCCGGACCAGAAACCAGCUCCAGUCCCACUGCAGAAGGAUUGAAGGAUAAGGACCUUUGAAACUCAACCACCUUCCCAAUGGCUGAACUAUGGAAAUACCUCCCUGAAGAAUUAUUGUCUUUGAUCUUCCGGUACUUGUCCCUUCGUGACCGAUAUGCAGUUUCUCAAGUCUGCCAGGCUUGGGCCACUGCUGUCAACUCAAGCUCUGUGUGGUACAUCACAGAUAUCAGCUGCGAACUGGAGAUAGAUGAGGCGGCCUUGAAUCGUCUGGCUCCCUGCCUGGGUCAGAUCCGCCACCUGGGGCUGGAGUUUGACCCAUCCAAGAAGGGGAGCCGUCGGGCGGCCACGGAGCUGCUAGCCGCGUUGGCCCGGCAGGGCCCCGGCCUGCAGGGGCUGCGCAUCGCUUGCAGAGGCGAGAACCCGCUCUUCUAUUCCGGACAGGACAUCCUGAGCGGACUGCUCCAAGUGUGCGUGGCGGGGCCGGGCCUGUGCGCGCUCAGACAGCUGGAUCUCCGGAGCAUGCCGUUCACUCUGGACGACGGGCUGGUGCUGCAGGUGGCGCGGGCCUGCCCGGAGCUCCGAGGCCUUUUCCUCAACAACCGGACGCUGGUGUGCAACGUGCGGCCCGAGACGGUGCGCAUCGUCCUGGCUGCCUGCCCUCACCUGUGCGCGCUCGGUCUCUACUACGCCAGCCUGUCAGCCCAGGUGCUGGCCGCCCUCUGCGAGCCGGGCCGCCCGCCCUUCCAGCACCUGGCGGUCUUCUGCGCGCGGCCCGACAACUACGCCGAGGGCAUACCCGACGACGCGUGGGCUGCCACCCGCAGGCGGCACCCGGGGCUCGCGGUGGACCUGGAGCUGGACCACACGGUGCCCGACGAGCGGGUCACGCUCCUCCUGCAGCCCGCCAUCCCCGUGACCACGCUGAGGCUCAACACGUUCGGCGACGUGGCCGAGGCAGUGCGCCUGGCCGGCCACCACUACGCCGCCACGCUGACCGCGCUGGUCGUGCGCGCCACGGCCUCGGCCGCCCUGAACUCGGCGCUGGAGGAGCUGGCCCGGGGCUGCGGCCUCCUGCGCGAGGUGCACUGCUACUGCGUGGUGGCGCCCGCCGUGGAGAGCGCCUUCCUCAGCCACUGCCCCGCCCUCCGCAGCUACACGCUCAAGGUCUCCCUGGAGCCGCAUCCCUGGCGGCCCAAGGUCGUCAGGUGACCGGCUUUCCCGCGGCCGGCCGAGAGCAGCGGGUCUGCACCGCCCGCUCCCCGCCCUCCGGGCCUCCCACCAUCUCCAGCCGCCCUGAUCUAUAGAUCUGGCCCCUGCCCCCAGUGCCCCGGAGGGGAAAGUGAGGCUCCCGCGCGUGUGACAGCAUCGCCUCCCUAAGGCCGCGAGCUUCGUCCACAACAAAGGACAAAUCUAGACAGUUGUGGUGGAGGAGAUCAAGUUCAAACCCAACUUCGCCUCUUCUUUGCUGUGUAGCCCAAGGCAAGUCUCCUCCUUAGCUCAGGCCUCUUUCCCUUCUCUGAAAAGGAGUUUGAUUUAAUUAAUCCCCCAAGUCCCCUCCAGUUCCAGACUCCAAGAUUCUCACAGACCGGUUAGUACCCAUUUCCAGGAUUUUAGGGACUUAGCUGUGAGAACGAGAGAAUGUCUGUUCCUGAGUGCUUACAUACGGGGUUAGAACCCUAGAAAAGCACAUGGGGGAGAGGAGGAAGGAGAUCCAGAAACCACUUAAGUCCGGCUCCCUCAUUUUAUGGAUGAGGUUCAGGAGGAAGAUGCAGGUCGCCCGUGGCCACCCCAAUUGAUGCCAGAGAAUCGUAGCCACUGAGGUGGACACCAUCCUCCCUGGGCAAUAUGAUUUUCUAUGACCCAAGCCCUGGAAUCUCUGAGUCUCUUUAUGUUUCUCAACAGAAAUGAAUGGGUGCCACUUUAGCCAAACAGAUCUGUUAAAAAAAAUCUUGUAUCCCAUUCCAUCCAGGGCCAUCUUCAGUCACUCUGAUCUCUGGAUCACUGGGCCACCAGACCCAGAUGGCUCUGAAGGAAAAAGUGAGGCAGGUGACCCCCCCCCCCAUUUAAAUCCAAUUCACUUGCAUGUCAUCUCAUCAUCUCCCUGAUGUCAUGGGCCUCUCAGGACAAACAGUUCAGGAGGCCUCCCUUUCUACUGGGUCCCAAGAGGCAAGGAGGUGGAGGGUUAAGAGCACUGGAAAGAAUUAUAGCAACACAAUCCCUCCCUUCAAAUCCAUGCGCCUUUCUUCUGUGACCCAGAUGUGGUGGACGUGCAAGUGCACAAGCUCACGCCCACACACAUGCAGACACAAGGCAAGGCACAAGCAUGCUCAGAGGAAAAGCACUAGCUUAGGAAUCCGGACGACUAGUUCUGUUCUUCACAAACCAUCUUGACCAAGUCACCUUCCUCCCAGGCCUCUUAUAAAAUAAGAAUGUUGAUCUAGAA
This is a messenger RNA of Antechinus flavipes (yellow-footed antechinus), 4295 nucleotides long. RefSeq names its product F-box and leucine rich repeat protein 8 (gene FBXL8). Gene Ontology annotation, molecular function: protein binding. Bases 1931 to 3061 code for a protein of 376 amino acids. Lineage: Eukaryota; Metazoa; Chordata; Mammalia; Dasyuromorphia; Dasyuridae. The transcript has 3 exons. The record is from RefSeq and is a predicted model, not a curated record.